Schistosoma curassoni is the source of this 177-nucleotide messenger RNA. The record is from the annotation of a GenBank genome assembly. Lineage: Eukaryota; Metazoa; Platyhelminthes; Trematoda; Strigeidida; Schistosomatidae.
UCAGUAGCAUUUUUCAGUUCAGUUGAAGUUGAUACCUGCAUUCGUGAAGAGGCCAAAGCUGAUUGUGUUACUCCAUCAAAUUCCGGUGGAUUGCAGAACGGUUAUGGAGUAUCUCCGGGUCAGUCGUUAACAAUGCAAGAUAGUCUUGACAGAACUGGAGGAUCUAUGAAGUUGUGA